Messenger RNA from Toxotes jaculatrix (banded archerfish), 968 nucleotides. It is a transcript of the gene enam, whose product is annotated as enamelin. The record is from RefSeq and is a predicted model, not a curated record. Bases 87 to 830 code for a protein of 247 amino acids. The transcript is spliced from 8 exons. Lineage: Eukaryota; Metazoa; Chordata; Actinopteri; Toxotidae.
UCCAUUAUAGAGAAGAAGCACUUUUCAUCCCUGAGGAGACACAUAUUCAACUGCUCUCUGCGCCAAGAAUAAAAGGAAGAAUCACAAUGAAGCUGUUGGUGUUCAUGAUGUGCCUGCUGGCCACUACUUUGGCUGCUCCUGCUCCGGAGAGUGAAAGCAAUGAGCAGGUCGCAGCACAUGCUAAUGAGGCCCUGAGGUGGAUGGAGAUGUACAGGAUGUACCAGCAGCAGGGAGUAGUUGGAAACCCCUUCCUUCCUGCUGCUGAUGCUCCUGCUGAUCCAGCUGUGGCAGCAGUGGUGGAUGCUGCACCAGCCCAGCCAGCUGAUGUUCCCCCUCCAGCUCCUGUGGCUGUUGGAGAUGCGUCAGAGGAGGAGACAGAGGAUGAGAACCCUGCCCCCAAAGCUGCUGCUCCUGCUGCCCCCCUAAACUCUGAUGAGGUAGAAGAGGCUGAAGAGGUGGAGGCAGCUGAGGCUGUGCCAGCUGUGGUUGAAGCAGCACCAGCAGAGCCGGCAGCAGACCCUGCAGCUGCUGUUGAGCCAGCUGUGGUUGAUGUCCCUGUAGACGCGGCACCAGUUGAUGCUGCUGCUGUGGAUGCUGCUGCUGUGGAUGCUGCUGCUGUGGAUGUGCCUCCUGUGGAUGUGGUUCCCGUUGAUGUAGUUCCCGUUGACGUUGCCCCAGCAGCCCCCGAGGUGGUGGCUGUUGAUGCAGCCGCUCCUGCCGCAGCCGAUGUCCCUGCUGCUGUUGAUGCUGGUGCCGCUGAUGCCGGUGCUGCCCCACCGGCAGCUGAGGCUGACGCAGCUGGCGUGGCAGCAGAUCCUGCUCCACUGUAGUUAUCUUCCUCUUAUUACCAGCCUGCCCCUCUCUUAGCAGUUAAAACAGAAGCUGAAAACAGCCAUGGGUGCUGUAGGGUGCGUUUUCAAAGGAUGAAAAAGCUGGGGCGUGCUGAAAAGAGACUGAGGAAAAAAUGA